GUGACAUUAUUCAGGUCAGUUGGGAGGAGGCUUUGUGAGGGAAUGCAAAUUCUCAAGUACUGCAAAGAAAGAAAAGCUGGCCUAAAAGAGGAAGUCUUCCUCCAGUUCUCCUUUCACUCGGCUGGUUAACAAUCUGUUUUUCUCUCUGUUCACGAUGCAGCUUUAUGGAGCUCUCAUCUUGUUUAUGACUCUGUCUGCAGCAUGUGGAUUACGAUGCUACACAUGCACAGCCACCGACCCUAAAUCCUGCACAGACACCAAAUCUUGUUCUGUUCUCUUCAACCGUUGUUUCUCUCUUAGAAUAGACGGUUAUAACAUCGUUACCAAGGGCUGCCAAAACAGCUUAGCAUGUGUAGAUCCCAUUGCUUGUUGUGAAGGGAACCUAUGUAACAGUGCCAUACCAACUGGUCCCAGUGCCAUCCUCCUGCUGGUAUCCUCAGCCAUCUUCACACUCUUCCUCUAAAGCUCUGGAUUUUUGUUAAUUCUACGCUGUACUUUUUCCUGACUUAAUUUGUACAACUGAAGAAGAAUAAACAACUUCAAUAUGACACUGCA
Messenger RNA from Centropristis striata (black sea bass), 555 nucleotides. RefSeq names its product prostate stem cell antigen-like. NCBI's taxonomy places the organism in Eukaryota, Metazoa, Chordata, Actinopteri, Perciformes, Serranidae. The transcript is spliced from 3 exons. The record is from RefSeq and is a predicted model, not a curated record. Bases 155 to 463 code for a protein of 102 amino acids.